Molecule: messenger RNA, 1922 nt
Organism: Hibiscus syriacus
Lineage: Eukaryota; Viridiplantae; Streptophyta; Magnoliopsida; Malvales; Malvaceae
Product: UDP-sugar pyrophosphorylase-like
Exons: 18
Coding region: 40-1911 (623 amino acids)
Biological process (GO): UDP-N-acetylglucosamine biosynthetic process
Molecular function (GO): UDP-N-acetylglucosamine diphosphorylase activity
Source: RefSeq, a predicted model, not a curated record
AAAUCCCAUUUUUAUUCGAAAAUAAUAAUUCCGGCGAGAAUGGCAACGGCAGAUUCAACGGCGAAGCUUUUCUCCGACCCCAACAUCAACGCCGGUGAUUGGCCUCCUAAUCUUGUUAAGAAUCUCCAUCUCCUUUCUCCGGAUGAGAUUGAAUUGGGGAAGAUGUUGUUGCAGAUGGGACAGAGUCAUUUGUUUCAGCAUUGGGCAGAUCCUGGCGCCGAUGACGACCAAAAGAAGGCUUUCUUCUCUCAGGUAGAAAAGCUAAAUUCAAGCUAUCCUGGUGGUUUGGCAUCAUAUAUUAAAACCGCUAGGGAGCUCCUAGCUGACUCGAAAGCUGGAAAGAACCCAUAUGAUGGCUUCACACCUUCUGUCCCAACUGGAGAAGUUCUCUCUCUUGGUGAUGAUAGUUUCAUCAAAUUUGAGGAGGCCGGUGUCAAAGAAGCCAAAAAUUCGGCAUUUGUUCUUGUUGCGGGUGGGCUUGGUGAACGCCUUGGUUACAACAGAAUUAAGGUGGCACUUCCUGCAGAGACCACAACUGGAACAUGUUUCUUACAACUGUACAUCGAGUCUAUUAUGGCUCUUCAGGAAACUAGCAAUCGGCUCACACAAGGUACAUGUCAAAAAGAGAUUCCUUUUGUUAUCAUGACAUCAGAUGACACACACGGCCGUACGUUGGACCUUUUAGAAUCAAAUUCUUAUUUUGGGAUGAAAUCUGCACAAGUUAAACUUCUUAAGCAGGAAAAAGUUGCAUGCUUAGAUGAUAAUGAUGCUAGCCUUGCUUUGGACCCUCAUAACAAAUACAAAAUUCAGACAAAACCUCAUGGCCAUGGUGAUGUACACUCACUCCUUUUUUCCAGCGGGCUUCUGAAAGUAUGGCAUGAUUCCGGUUUGAGAUGGGUUAUCUUUUUCCAAGAUACUAAUGGACUUCUGUUCAAGGCAAUUCCAGCAUCUCUGGGUGUCAGUGCAACUAAAGAGUACCAUGUCAACUCUCUUGCUGUUCCACGGAAAGCAAAAGAAGUCAUUGGAGGAAUCACUAAACUCACUCAUAGUGAUGGGAGAUCGAUGGUGAUCAAUGUGGAAUACAAUCAGCUUGAUCCUCUGCUUAGAGCCACUGGACAUCCUGAUGGAGAUGUUAAUUGUGAGACCGGUUAUUCUCCUUUUCCAGGAAAUAUAAACCAAUUGAUUUUGGAGCUUGGUCCAUAUAUCGAGGAGCUCACCAAAACAGGAGGUGCUAUUAAGGAAUUUGUGAACCCCAAGUAUAAAGAUGCUAGCAAAACAUCAUUUAAGUCCUCAACUCGACUAGAGUGUAUGAUGCAAGACUAUCCUAAAACAUUGCCUCCAUCAGCAAGAGUUGGAUUCACGGUGAUGGAUACAUGGCUUGCUUAUGCACCGGUGAAAAAUAACCCUGAGGAAGCUGCUAAGGUUCCAAAAGGGAACCCAUAUCACAGUGCAACUUCCGGUGAAAUGGCCAUAUAUCGUGCGAACAGUCUCAUCCUUAAGAAGGCGGGUGUCCAAGUGGAGGAUCCAGUGCAACAGGUUUUCAACGGGCAAGAGGUGGAAGUGUGGCCGCGUGUUACUUGGAAGCCUAAAUGGGGGAUGACUUUUGCUGAGAUCAAAAGCAAAGUUAGUGGAAGUUGCUCUAUUUCUCAAAGGUCUACCAUGGCCCUUAAGGGCCGUGAUAUCUUUCUUGAAGAUCUACACAUGGACGGAGCUCUUAUCAUCAAUUCUGUUGAUGGUGCAGAGGUGAAAGUUGGAGGACCGAUACAGAACAAGGGAUGGCUCAUUGAGAGAAUAGACUACAAAGAUGCUGGUUUCCCGGAGGAACUGAGGAUCCGAGGUUUCAGAAUCGACAAGAAGGAGCAAUUGGAGGAAACCUACAGUCAACCUGGCAAGUUCAUCUUAAAACCGUGAAUUUGAUUAUU